This is a messenger RNA of Argentina anserina (silverweed cinquefoil), 483 nucleotides long. RefSeq names its product SKP1-like protein 1B. The record is from RefSeq and is a predicted model, not a curated record. The coding region runs from base 88 to 483 and encodes 131 amino acids. Gene Ontology annotation, molecular function: cullin family protein binding. Gene Ontology annotation, cellular component: cytoplasm; nucleus. The transcript has a single exon. NCBI's taxonomy places the organism in Eukaryota, Viridiplantae, Streptophyta, Magnoliopsida, Rosales, Rosaceae. Gene Ontology annotation, biological process: SCF-dependent proteasomal ubiquitin-dependent protein catabolic process.
AAGAAGAAGUUCACCCUCCGGAGCUCCGACAAUGAGUCCUUCGAGGUGGAGGAAGCGGUGGCGUUGCAGUCGCAGACGAUCAAGCACAUGAUCGAGGACGACUGCGCCGAGGGCAUUAUUCCUCUCCCGAACGUCACCAGCAAGAUCCUGGCAAAGGUCAUCGAGUACUGUUGCAAACACGUUGAAGCCGCCGAGAAAAACAGCAGCUAUGGCCCCAGCAACACCGAGGACGAUAAACUCAAAACGUGGGAUAAGGAGUUCGUGAAGGAUGUUGAGCCUGACCAAAAUGUGCUGUUUGAUUUGAUUCUGGCGGCGAAUUACUUGAACAUCAAGAGCCUUUUGGACCUGACAUGCGAACAUGUUGCGAACAUGAUGAAGGGGAAAAGCGCGGAGGAGAUAAGAGCGACAUUCCAUAUCGUAAAUGACUACACCCAGGAGGAAGAGGAGGAGGUUCGUCGUGAAAACCAGUGGGCUUUUGAAUAA